AUGUUACAAUUACACGUUUGGGGUGAAGGGGGUAGGAUUUCGGUGAUAUCUCCCGAGUGCUUAGCGAGUCUGUGGCUUCUUCUGUCCCUCGACAUACCGUAUGAGAUUGUAACUUCUUCCAACACCAAUGUAUCGACCAUCAACAAGUUGCCGGUCUUGAUCGAAGACACCGUCAAAUACCAGGGAUAUGAGGAGAUUUCAGCAUACUUGAUUGAAAAAUAUCCUUCCAGCCGUGUCGUUGGCUCCAGUGACUUGUCCAAAAAGGAGCAACUCGUCAAUCUGGCGUUGCUCAACAUCAACCUACACAAGAUAGAAUACAUCCACCAAUACAAUUUGUAUAUCAACACCAGAAACUAUGAAAAGUACACCAGAAAACAGUUCCAGAAAUACUUCCCUUUCCCCAUGAUGUACAACCAACCAUUGAAGUUCUACAAUAACGCACAAGCCCAAGUGGCAUUGUUGGGGUUGAACACCAAGGGUGGUGGAUUUUUCAACUUCACAGGACAAACCUCGGAACUGGCCCAAACCGAAUAUAUCAAUGAUGAUGCUGAUGAGCCGGACCAAGUGGCGAUCAGUACCUUGCACGAGAGACAAUUAAUCACGAAAUCUAAGGAGAAAAUGGCACUCAAAGAAAGCAAGAACUCCUUGAGGUGUUUGGUCUUGAUCAACGAGUACUUACAGCAUUAUAUCAGAAUAUUUGCUAAGAGAAAUGCAGAAGACGGCUCCGAUUUCGGGCCAAUUUUUGAUACCACGAAGUUCUCAUCGUCAGAAUUAUUGCUCUAUGCUUACAUCUACUCUUUGACCUUCGAGGAACUUCCUGACACCUUCUUGCAGAAUUACUUGCAUCUCAAGCACCCGGAAGUGCUUGACUUUAUAAAGGUUCAAAUUGGCACUUUCAACAAGAUCUUGUAUUCUGGGGAAAAGAUCCGAGGACCGGUUGCUGACGAAGUUCCCAGUUUAUGGAAUGAAAUCAAGUACCUUUCGGGCUAUCUUCAGGUCUAG
Suhomyces tanzawaensis NRRL Y-17324 is the source of this 1002-nucleotide messenger RNA. It is a transcript of the gene SAM37, whose product is annotated as SAM complex subunit. Gene Ontology annotation, biological process: mitochondrion organization. The record is from RefSeq and is a predicted model, not a curated record. The transcript has a single exon. Gene Ontology annotation, cellular component: SAM complex. The coding region runs from base 1 to 1002 and encodes 333 amino acids. Lineage: Eukaryota; Fungi; Ascomycota; Pichiomycetes; Serinales; Debaryomycetaceae.